Leptosia nina is the source of this 249-nucleotide messenger RNA. Lineage: Eukaryota; Metazoa; Arthropoda; Insecta; Lepidoptera; Pieridae. The record is from the annotation of a GenBank genome assembly.
AUGAGCAUCGCACGUAAUAAAAAAACGGAAAGCACUCUUCGUGCCAAAUGGCCUUUAGCAUCGAUACUUGAUGACGCUCCGCAACAUCCCUUCGAUGAGUGCGCUCAUCCGGGCACUCGUGGGAAUGGAAUCGCUUCCCUUAAACGAAUUAUAACAUCUAGGGAACUAGUUCUUGGAGCUACGGGUGUCAUGGUCAAGAUCGUUUGCUACUUGGUUAUAAUUUGUCAUUCGCCGAAUAGAUCUGCGUGA